Molecule: messenger RNA, 1957 nt
Organism: Owenia fusiformis
Lineage: Eukaryota; Metazoa; Annelida; Polychaeta; Sabellida; Oweniidae
Source: the annotation of a GenBank genome assembly
GAAAUGAUGAUAAAUUAACAAACACUUGGAGGAACUGGCCCAAAGCUAAUUGUUAAGUGAUUGGAAUACUAAUUCAAGGGCCACUUUCACACUGAUUGUCAUCCGGAUUAAUGCAUCAUUGUCUCCGUGAGAAAUCGAAUAGAGAUGCUGUAUCAAAUCGUACUAUUUACAUUACUUUUACCUUAAAUCUAAAUAACUGAGUUAAGAAGCAAUCACCUAUCAACAAAGAACAUGGCAUUACACGAUGGAUCAAAAAAAUAUGAUUACAUUCUUAGAAUAUAUACGUCAUAGCAACGCAUGAGUUGAGUCCUUAAUUGUGAAGAUGACAUUUAAGGUUAACAGAAAAUUGAGGAUCUUACAUGGGAAACAGCGAGCUAUCAAGUUGUGCGUAUGGACCUUGAGUUAAAGUAUUCAGAAAAAAUAACAUCCUGAUUUCUUUUUCAGGUGAUCUUGAGGUGUUGAGGCUAUGAUCGUGGUGUCACAACUGAAUGCGGAAGGACCAUCGGGGACAGAGGAAACGGAAGCCGGUAUGGGAAACUACACCUAUGAGCAGAUAUUCAAUGAAAGUGGAACGGAUAAUGCAACAGCUAAACCACAUUACAAUUUCUUUGUACAGUCUCAAUUCAUCACAGCUCUUAUAUGUUUACCUAUAAUUUGUACUUUCGGAAUUAUCGGAAACAUUCUCAGUUUGAUCGUGCUUCAACAAAAGAAAAUGUCCAGCUCGACAAAUACAUUUCUUUCAGCCAUGGCGAUAGCUGAUUUAAUUAAAUUGAUAAAUGAUGAGAUAUAUUUCGUGGUGAUAUUGAUGCAGCGCUAUAAUCCCGAGAUGAGCCAAACAGGAUUUGUACACAUAUAUCCCUACUCCCAUUAUGUUUUCAAUGGUGCAAUGUUGAUUACAUCUUGGUUAACUGUUAGUGUUGCAGUGGAACGCUACAUCUCAGUGUGUCAUCCACAUCUUGCCAAAAGCAUGUGCACUAUACCCCGGGCCAGGCUAGUAAGCUCUUGUGUUGCACUUGGCAUGUCAAUAAUAGCACUGCCAUCUGCCUUCAAAUACCACACAGUCGUCUCUAAGCCAUUGGAUAAUACAAGCGAGGGGGUAGUUAAUAUGACAAUAGAACUGACAUCAUUUGGAAAAGACGAACACGUUAUGAACAUAUACACAUGGAUUCAGACUCUACUGCGCUCCAUUAUUCCGUUAUUUGUGCUUGUAUUCAUUAAUGCUUCAAUAAUACGUUCCCUCGGGAGAUCGAAAAUUCAGGGAGCCGCUAGUGCUGCCAGAUAUAGGAUCACUGUCAUGUUGGUCGCCAUUAUCGUCGUCUUCCUUAUUUGUAUCACUCCUGACGCCAUCAUGUCAACCUUUCUCGGCCUUGGUUACUACGAGGCUAACUAUCUGGUGCGUGGUAUCAGGGAAUUCACUGACUUGCUGCUUGCCAUCAACUCCGCUGUUAAUUUUGUACUCUAUUGCACAUUUAGUAAAGUUUUUAGAGAAACGUUUAUGACGUUCUUUUGCAACUACCACAUUAUAAGUAACCAGUCUACGGUAUCAAGAACUGGUAAUGGUUUUCCCGAUGCUAAACAUGAUCGCCAUGAGAGCCCAUCAAGGAGGGAACAAUUGCACACUGGAGAAACCGGAUCAAACCAGUUGACUCAACCACUGUUCAAUGGUCAUGUGACAAAGGCAAACAAAACAAUAUAUCUGACAGAUUGUCCACAGGAGUUCGUCUAGACUGAUUAACAUUUGUACCAAGGUUAAGACACAAUCUCCUCUAAAUCCCGAUAAUAUAUCUUCACAUCUAAAAGCGAUCUGCAUUCCUGCGAAACCAUUGUAUGGCAUCUCAUCAAUUAAGAGUUUUCCAAUGAUGGUACUGUUUUGACUGUGGGGCCAUUUGGAUGUGUCAUGUCGACUUCCCUACAUUAGCGCCGAUGUAUCUUUGGUUUAACAUCGAAAAGUAUUAGU